This is a messenger RNA of Zootermopsis nevadensis, 1524 nucleotides long. The record is from RefSeq and is a predicted model, not a curated record. NCBI's taxonomy places the organism in Eukaryota, Metazoa, Arthropoda, Insecta, Blattodea, Termopsidae.
CCAAUUUCAAGAAUUACCUGGACCCAAACACAUGCCCCCUCCCAACUCUCCUCCCAUAUCUUAUUUUCUUUUGUUUUUCACUGAUUUUAUUCUUUCUCUCAUGGUGACAGAAUCAAAUCGGUAUGCCCAGCAGUUUAUAACGAGUAAGGGAGGAAAUGUUUCUACUCAUCUGAAGAAUUGGAACAGGAUAACAACGCCAGAAAUGAAAGGAUUUCUGGCAUGUAUUCUCAACAUGGGAAUUGUAAAGAAACCCACCAUUGCGUCAUACUGGUCUAUUCUGCCUUCCCAAGCCACCCCCUGGUUUGGGAAAAUGUUCUCAAAACAUCGGUUCUCCCAGUUACUGCGAUUCUUUCACCUGGUGAACAACGAGGGAUUGGCGGUCCCUGGAGAAACAGGAUAUGAUCCCUGCGCAAAGUACCAGCCCCUAGUAGACCAUGCCAACAGGGUAUUCCAGCACCAUUAUACACCACAUCAGCAACUUUGUGUUGAUGAGAGUCUCAUGCAAUACCAGCCCUACAAGCCCCACCACCCAUUGGGGAUAAAGUUCUGGAUGAUAUGCGACUCUGUUUCCAAAUACUGUCUGGGUUUUUAUACAUACGGAGGUGCCAGAUCCCAAGACGACAGAGACAGUAUCCAGAAAAAUGGUUUGGGGUACACUGUUGUGAAGAAGCUCCUGGGGAUUGGUGGUUACCUCAACAAAGGUUACCUUGUCUUUGUUGACAAAUUUUUUAUGUCUGUGCCACUUGUCCAUCAUCUGUAUCAGCUCGGCACAUAUGUGACUGGAACCAUAAAGAGGAACAGGAAAUUUUUGCCCCAACAGUUUAAAAACAAAUUUUCAGUCGGUCAGAAAAUGUACUUCAGAUCUGGUCGAAUUCUCGCUUGCGCUUUCCGGGAAAAGAAAUGCCAAAGACAUCCGGCUAUUCUUCUCUCCAGCCACGCAACAGUUCAAGAACAGGAAGUUACACUAACAGGCAAUGGUGGCAAUAGAAAAACAACAAAACCUGAAAUAAUAACGACCUACAACAAAUUCAUGGGUGGGAUUGACACCUCCGACAUGGUGUUGUACACCUACGUCGACGAAAGGCGAACCAUCAAAUAUUGGAAGAAGGUAGCUUUCAACAUCAUUGCCAGGAUGGUGCUGAACAGCUACAUUCUUUACAAGGAGAACUACAGGGGGCCUGACAAAGUAAGAUCAAGACGGAGCUACACAGUGGCCAUCAUUGAGACCUUGGGAGAGGAUUGGAUGACGUUGAAGGGUGGCACUGUGGACGAUCCGAGAGGACCGCCGGGAAUAAGAAAACUACCGGAGAAAAAGGAAUACCGGUGUGUUGUGUGCAGCACCAAGGAAAUGAGGAGGAGAUCGAGAACGGUGUGCAAGAGGUGCAACAGGGGGCUGCAUGGAGAGUGUUUUCCGAAGCACAGGUGCUGACUCCGAAAGCCCAGAAGAAUAGUCAAACCUCAUCAAACAAAAAUGAAGCCAGAACAUGGAGAACAGACCAAAACCAGAAGUCCAAUGAAGGAUUG